This is a messenger RNA of Bombina bombina (fire-bellied toad), 2259 nucleotides long. It is a transcript of the gene TMEM229B, whose product is annotated as transmembrane protein 229B. Lineage: Eukaryota; Metazoa; Chordata; Amphibia; Anura; Bombinatoridae. The transcript is spliced from 4 exons. The record is from RefSeq and is a predicted model, not a curated record. Bases 198 to 848 code for a protein of 216 amino acids.
GGACACAAUACAAGCCAGUGCACCAAAUAUUACACACUCUAAGAAGCUGCACAUCACAGUACUUCAAGACAAAAAGCCUACCUUGUACAGUGAUGCAGCCUUGAUCGCCAGUGCUCUGCCAGCAAACGGAUGUAGAUGGCUUAUUUGUUUUAAUCAAAGCCUAGCUAAUGCUGGAAGGGGUUAAUAAAACAGUAUGAAUGCAGCAGCAGGGUUCUGUAUCUCAAAAGCGGAAGCUGGUUCCCAGCACGUGUCCCUCUGUAAUGCCACCUCACAGGACACGAGCUGUGUAUUCACGUUCCUCCAGCUCUUCUAGAGAGAGUAGCACUUCACUUUCGGGGAGAAUGGCAUACCCGGAACCCCUAACUGCUUUGUCUCGUUGGUACCUCUAUGCAAUUCAUGGGUACUUCUGUGAGGUAAUGUUUACAGCAGCAUGGGAUUUUGUCGUCAACUACAACUGGAAAUUUCCUGGAGUCACCAGCGUAUGGGCACUAUUUAUAUAUGGCACAUCAAUCCUCAUUGUAGAAAAAAUGUACUUGUAUUUAAAAGACAAAUGUAACAUCUUCAUAAGAUGUUUUAUUUAUACCUUAUGGACUUAUACCUGGGAAUUCACCACUGGUUUUAUAUUACGACAGUUCAACGCCUGCCCAUGGGACUAUGCACAUUUUGAUUUUGACUUUAUGGGUUUGAUUACACUGGAAUAUGCCAUCCCAUGGUUCUGUGCAGCUUUUCUCAUGGAGCAACUUGUAAUUCGAAACACCCUGCGCUUACGCUUUGAUGAACACGCAGAGCCAGGUGCGCCUGUCAUGACCAGUUUACCAUUGGCUAAUGGCCAUGUCAAAUAUGAUUAGAGUAUUACACUAAACAUGAGAAAUGAAUAUAAUUAAUGGACGAUUAUUACAAAGUCUUAAAUGCUUGUGAUAUAUAAUUGAUUAUAAGUCGCAUGAAAGUAUUUUUAUUUUCCAUUUUGUCUUUGGCUGCAAGGAAAUGUGUCAAAAGCUUCAUGUUUAAAUUAUGACUAUGACUUUUUUUUAAACAAUGAACACAUUUUAUUUGCAUUUUCUUCCAUUAUAAAAUAUAGCCUAAGCCUACCAUGCAAAAACUAGGAACCUAAUGGAAAGAUUACUGUUUGGCUCUUAAACUGUUGCGGUGCUUGCAAGUUAUACCUCCCAUGGAGCCCUUCUAAACAGAAUGGUUCUGUACUCCAGGAUUAUGGAAAUUCCAUUACUUGGCAUUAUACAAUGAAAGUUGGUAUGUCUGAUCUCCAAAUGAUUUCAUGGUCUUCCCGUCAAUGUUUAUUUCAUCACAACAUCUAAGAAUGAUUGCUUACUGGAUUUCCAUAUACCUAUACCUAUAUUCUUCAUUCUGAAGCUAAGUAGAACAUACAUUAUAUAUCUGCUUGUUGAAUGCUAGCAUUCUGAAUUAAAAUACCGGCUGAUUGGCCAACCACUCAGGUCUUCCCACUUUAAGCAGCUCUUGGAGGUAAAUAAUCAAGCUUAGUGCUCUUUAAGAAGUGACCAAUACCAGCAUUUGUGUCUUGCGCUACCCUAACAAUCUCAUUGUUAUGGUGAAACACAGCUACUUUAAUGACUCUCUGCCAGUUGCAGACAAUAACAACUCAAUGCUUCUCAAACAGGAAUUGCAUUGGCCUUAACAGUUGUCAACUACAAUAUUUAAAGCUGUUUGCAAAGUAUGCUUCUAUCAAAUGAUUCUGGAGGAACUGUUGUUACUCUAUGGGAAUUACAUGUUGCUCAUGUAUUUUAUGCUACUGGGAAAUACACAAAAGUAUUAUAAUUGUUUACUUAUUUGUAAUGAGAAUGAACUAUGCUACAAGAGUUUUCAUGUACUGAAACUAUUUAUCAAAAGGGGUCAUAAGAGAAUUAAGUUAAUAUUUCAUUAGUAUUUAAAAAACAAAAACAAAACAUUUAUUUGCAAGUUUAUAACUCUGCACUUAACUUUUGCAACAGCCUUGCUUUGCUACAGUACAUUUAAAAUGAAGCGUACAGUAUCAGGGGUAUAAAUGCUGUUCCAUAAAACUGGUUUGCUUGAUAUUUCCAUACAAAGCCUAAAUUAUAUUAAUUAAACUAUGUAGCAUGCUGUGAUGUAAUAUAAUCCACCUGAUAGUGCAAUUGACAGUGCACUGGCGCUGUGCUUAUUCGCAAAAGAAGGGUAAUUCUGUUAAAUACAGAGACCAAGCUUUUGCUUUUUUUUAUAAAAGAGGUUAAGCAAUAAUGUUAAGAAAUGUUAUUUCUUUCCUAAGAU